UAACCCUAACCCUAACCCUAACCCUAACCCUAACCCUAACCCUAACCCUAACCCUAACCCUAACCCUAACCCUAACCCUAACCCUAACCCUAACCCUAACCCUAACCCUAACCCUAACCCUAACCCUAACCCUAACCCUAACCCUAACCCUAACCCUAACCCUAACCCUAACCCUAACCCUAACCCUAACCCUAACCCUAACCCUAACCCUAACCCUAACCCUAACCCUAACCCUAACCCUAACCCUAACCCUAACCCUAACCCUAACCCUAACCCUAACCCUAACCCUAACCCUAACCCUAACCCUAACCCUAACCCUAACCCUAACCCUAACCCUAACCCUAACCCGCGCAUUGGGGCCCAAAAUGCCCUUCAGGGAUUGCAUUCGCCGAGCGCUCAAUAA
Messenger RNA from Trypanosoma rangeli, 403 nucleotides. Its product is annotated as Spore coat assembly protein ExsA. The transcript has a single exon. NCBI's taxonomy places the organism in Eukaryota, Euglenozoa, Kinetoplastea, Trypanosomatida, Trypanosomatidae. The record is from RefSeq and is a predicted model, not a curated record. The annotation marks the transcript as partial.